UUCUCUGUUCUUAACCAUUUUACUCAAGCAGCCCAAACUCUUUCACGGUUCCCGGUAUCUGAUUAUCAGUCAGCUGAUCGUAGAGAUGAGUUUAGUCUGUUUCCAUCUACCUGCAGCGACGAUCGGCGCCUUCGUGGCAGAACUGAACGGCGGAUACAGUUUAUUUUUCAACGACACCUUCUGCUUUUAUCAAACAUUUUUCUACAAAUGUGCCAAUGUCACCAGUAUGUGGGGAUUGUUGGCGCUGGCCGUUAACCGGUUCAUCGCUGUUAAUGCGCGCGGACCGCGACAGUAUGAGAUCUGGUCAUCCAAAUUUGUCCAGUUGACAGAGGUUUUCAUAGCGUGGGUAGUCGGCUUUUCUGUCCAUCUAUAUUUCUUCAUCAACCCCGAAGGUCCCGCCACGGUCCCAACCAUCUUUCCCUUACGCCAGUGCCGCACCUUGCCCUAUAAAGCUCUCGACGUGGCGCAGACCGUGGGUAUCUACGUUCCUUUAGGCUUCACUGCCGGCAUCUAUGUUCUGCUGACCAGUAAACUCCUGCUCCUGAAGAUGCGUCGCAACCGCACCAGCCAGGCCAGCGCAGCCGAACAGUCCAGCCAGAACCGGCGUAUCCUACUGGCUAAAGUGUUGUGCGUUACCGCCACGAUUCACAGCGUGGCUUUCCUCUUGUACCCGGUCACCCUGAUGAUCGCCCAGGGAAGACCCAUUACUAAUCCGGUGAUGGGGCUGUGGUUCCGCACGGCGUUCCAUGCUGGGCAAUUGUCGACACCGAUUACGUUUUUCAUUAUGAGCCGGGAUUGCCGUAAAGCUCUGAAAGCCUUGGUGGCGCCGGAGGGCGAGGUCAGCGUUGUAUACGUCUCUGGGCACACAAAUAACACGGGCAGUCCCAACAGCAAAGGAACCAAUUCUUCCCACGUCCCUUCAUCGCACCACCAUUAAUGUCAUGCAUUUCCGAUAGUUCCAUGUUUUCCCGUUAUUUAUGUAAUUCCGAUAUCUUUUUACCAGGCAACAGCCAUGCAGUUAACAAAAAAGCGCGCGGUUGUUCUACUCGAUAGUUAAAGUUUAAACAUUGGAAAGACAACCAAAAUUCAGGAUAUUUCCCUUUCGUUGUUGCGACAUUGCGAAAAACUUACAUACCUACUGCCUUUCAUAUGGGAAUACGUCAAACAUACCGGGGUAACAUCAACUUUUGCUGUUCGCGUGUAUGCGUGUUUUGUUUUCUGUUUACUCGCACUGUAUCUCGGUGUAUUUCGGUUAAUUUAGUCCAUAAGCUUAUGCUCAU
Molecule: messenger RNA, 1280 nt
Organism: Paramacrobiotus metropolitanus
Lineage: Eukaryota; Metazoa; Tardigrada; Eutardigrada; Parachela; Macrobiotidae
Exons: 3
Coding region: 86-937 (283 amino acids)
Biological process (GO): G protein-coupled receptor signaling pathway
Cellular component (GO): membrane
Molecular function (GO): G protein-coupled receptor activity
Source: RefSeq, a predicted model, not a curated record